Molecule: messenger RNA, 1197 nt
Organism: Pristis pectinata (smalltooth sawfish)
Lineage: Eukaryota; Metazoa; Chordata; Chondrichthyes; Rhinopristiformes; Pristidae
Product: SPRY domain-containing protein 4-like
Exons: 2
Coding region: 44-670 (208 amino acids)
Molecular function (GO): protein binding
Source: RefSeq, a predicted model, not a curated record
UGCCUGGCGACGUCAUGACGUCGUGUGCGCGGCUCUCUGGAAGAUGGCGGCGGUGAGGAAGGUGUGGGGAGUAGUCGGAGUGACCGGACUGCUGUGGGGGCGGCGGUUCCCGAAAGGUUGGAACCGACGGUAUUUAAAUUUCAAACUGGAUGAGAAGACUGCCCACAGUUGCUUGGACCUGUUCAAAAAAGAAACAGGAGUCAUCUACCGCAUGAUAGGCAUUGACCCAACCAAAGUGCCAAGGAACCCUGAACGCUUCACAGACUGGGCUGUGGUCUUGGCUGAUACGCCUCUGUCAUCUGGGAGGCAUUACUGGGAGGUAACGGUGAAACUGUCACAAGAGUUCCGAAUCGGUGUGGCAGAGACCAACAUGUCUCGUGAAGAAUGUAUUGGUGCCAAUAACAGCUCCUGGGUCUAUGCUUACCUCCAAAAGAAGUGGUAUUCAAUGACCUCCAAUGAGAUGAUACCAGUCAACUUCUUUGGAAAGCCUGAUCGAGUUGGCUUUCUUCUGGACUGUGAAGCCAAGAAACUGAGUUUAAUAGAUAUUGAGAAAGCUGCUGUUGUUAACACAAUAAUGACAGAGUUCAGAGCACCACUUGUUCCAGCCUUUGCACUUUGGGAUGGAGAACUCUUAACACAUCCAGGCCUGGACAUACUACAAGGCAUCUGAAUCCUUCCCAUCUGCUGAUCAUGAUGCCUGAUAUCUGGCCUUCAUUUUGUUCCGUGUGCUUGUCAUUUUUAAAGAUAUGGUUGCUUUUGUAACCUAGCUCAAGUCAAAGCUGUAUAUGCAGGGUUUGAAGCAGUGUUAUCCUUUGACUUUAUAUAGUAUCUCAAAAGCUCAAGUGACUGUGCUCUGUCCAGCUUUGAGUAAUGUGUUUUACUGCCAAGGAUACUGAAAACAGCUUUUGUUUAAGAAGUGGAAGAAAACACUUGAGAAUUUGAUCCUUGUUAACAAUACAGAUGAAGGAAAAGGUAUUAGCUGGGCUUGGGACUCUUGGCUUUAGGUAAUUACAUAACCAAUUCUGGAAAUGCCAAACAUUAAUGAAACAAAACCUUGUUACUCUUCUUACUCGCUUUUUGUUGAGCCUCUCUAGGUCUGGAUUAAGAUGGGAGAUAGAUGGAAUGAGUGGUGCCUGGAGCUACAAUCAUGAAUAUUCUAGCUGUUGUACUGUGAUAUAAAAAUCUAUGCAACAUCAA